This is a messenger RNA of Impatiens glandulifera, 1674 nucleotides long. Its product is annotated as kinetochore protein NUF2 homolog. The transcript is spliced from 10 exons. Bases 933 to 1454 code for a protein of 173 amino acids. NCBI's taxonomy places the organism in Eukaryota, Viridiplantae, Streptophyta, Magnoliopsida, Ericales, Balsaminaceae. The record is from RefSeq and is a predicted model, not a curated record.
UUCAUCUCGGCUCACUCUCCUCCGUCGUCGUCGGCGUCCUGAUAUCUCACCGGAGAAUGUCAACAUACGACUUCCCGCGGUUUCCUAUAUCAGAUAUGAUCGUAUACCUUGCCGAAAGUCAGAUUGCCGAGCUCUCAGAAUCCGAUAUCCGCAAUCCAAACGCUGAUCUGAUAACGAAUCUCUUCACAAAUAUCCUAAUCCAUCUCAACGUUAUCCAGGAUGACCAUACCCUAGCUGAUUUCUCCGCACUGCAGCGGCUGGAUAAUCCAGACGUCCAUAUUGAAUCCAUCCAUGUCAUUAACCUUUUUCGGAAGAUGCAGUUCUUUCUAGAUAAAUUGGAAUGUCCAAAGAAAUUAAACCUAAAAGAUCUUUUAAAACCAGAAGCAGAUAGGACAGAAAUCUUCCUCAGUGCAUUGCUUAAUUUCUGUGUCUACAGGCGUGAAAAAUUGAAUCAUGUCAGUAAAAUUGUUGAAGAGUUAGCGAUUCUUGAUGAAAAACGACAAGAGUUUGAGCAGAAAAUAGAACAGGUAUCAGUUUUGGCUCUCUAAUGAUUUUUAGUUCAAAUGAGCAGUAAUGUGAAGUUUAUUAUCAUCUGCAUGACAGUUAAAUGAAGAAAUCGCCAAACACGAUGAAUCAAGAGAAAGGGAAAUGCCAUUCAUUCAUGAUAUUGAUGCCAAAGUUCAAGAAUUGAAACAGGCAAUUCUGGGACUGAACAGUCAACAAUCAUCUUUGAAAUCUUCAAUAAAAAGGAUGAAGGAAAAAGGUGAAGAAAUGAACAAAAAGCUUUCCAGUGCAGGUUUUCUUUGGUGCAAAGUGUCCAAGAAAAUGCGAAUUUACGUUCAAAGAUUGUUCAAUCUCCAGAUAAGCUACAGAGGACCUUAGAAGAGAAGAAAGCAAUCCUACUUGAGGCAAAGAAUGCUAAAAGAGAAGCUAUGUUGGCUUUUCAGGAGAAGAAUGCCAAAUUUGAAGUCUAUACAAAGGCUUGCAAGAAGAUAUCUAAGCAUGUUGUUCAGGCACAUGCGAUUCAAGAACAGAUGAAUUCAGCUAAAGCUAUUGAGAAAGAUUUAAAGGGACUAAGAGUUAAACAGAAUGAAGAUGAAAUGAUUGACAAAUCUCUUGAAGCCAACAUCGUUGAACGACAAGGCAAAGAAGAACAGUUGAAGGAACAAAUGAAACAAUUAAAGAAAGAAAGGGAUCUCAGAUGUGAAGAAGCUACUAAAGAAUUGAAUAAUGUGAAGAUGGAAGUGGAAAUAAGGAAACAUGAUCUUGAAUCAAGACAAUCAAAAGUGGAAGCCUUGGUUGCAGAGAUGGAUUCAAUCACUGCAAGUUGUAACUCGGUAAAAGAAUCUGGAGAGGCCAAAAGGAAAGAAAUUUAUCUCAAAUACCAAGAGAUAAUGAAGGAGUUCUACGAGUAUACGAACUCAAUAGAUGCCUUCCUACCAAUAUCUAAUUAGAACAGACUCGAUCUUCUUGUGUGUGUGUGUGUGUUAAGUAGUAUACCAUUAUAUGGUUUCUUACUCAUUUGAUAAUGUAGUUGGCAAAUGUUUUCUUGUUUGCCUAUAUAAUGGUUUAUAUAUUCUUUUGACUGUGGUAACUAUCUCAUUCUUCUAUUCCAUGUGUAUGUCAGUUUGGAAAACUAAUUUUAGGUGCAAAAAUUGAAUCAAUUUUUCUUAA